UAGUUGUCAAACACAUUCAGGAAAAAUGUAUCAGUUGUUCAUAGGUUUUCUUAAAGAAAAACUAUAUAUUUAUAAACAUAAGAUUUAAAGUUUUGUCCUAUAUUCAUAGCUAACAGAAUGUAUAUGUGCAUUAAGCGUUGUCUCAUUCAUUGAAAAACGAGUCACAGCAUAACAUAUUUAUUCAUUUGUUUCACUUCGCCACCCUGUGGUUGUGUCCGUACUGCAAAGACCCGUACUACAGCGCGCGGCGCACUUGAGGGGUUUCAUUCUGUCAGCUCGGCUGGGACCCGACGGAGUGGAGUUAACGGAACCGAACACUAGCAGGACCCUGCGACGGAACCGCUUUCUCUUUAUUGCACAUGAUGGCCACCAACACACCUGCUGUCUGGCUCUUAAAAACGUGCUUUCUUCUUGUUUGGGGGAGUUUUAUUACAGAUGCUAUCCAGGAUCAAGGAAGUUUGUACAUGUGGAUUGACGCCAACCAAGCCAGAAUCCUUAUUGGUUUUGAAGAAGAUAUUUUGAUUGUGUCAGAGGGCAAAAUGGCCCCAUUUACUCACGACUUCAGAAGAGCGCAACAGAGGAUGCCUGCAAUUCCUGUCAAUAUCAACCAUGUGAACUUUACCUGGCAAGCUCCAGGACAGGCAGAAUACUUCUACGAGUUCCAAAGCCUCCGCUCCUUGGACAAAGACAUCAUGGAUGACCCAACAGUCAAUGUCCCCCUGCUGGGAUCCGUCCCGCACAAGCCGUCAGUGGUGCAGGUGGGAUUCCCCUGUCUGGGCAACCAGGACGGCGUAGCGGCCUUCGAGGUGACGGUCCAGGUGAUGGACAGCGGGGGCAGUGUACUGCUGAGGACUCCGCACAACGCCAUCUUCUUCAAGACCUGCCAGAGAGCCAAGUGCCCGGGUGGCUGUCGGAACGGAGGAUUCUGCAACGAGAGGCAGGUGUGCGAGUGCCAGGACGGCUUCUACGGACCGCACUGUGAGAAAGCCCUGUGCUCCCCUCAGUGCCUGAACGGCGGCCUGUGUGUAAGUCCUGGCAUCUGCAUCUGCCCCCCCGGCUACUACGGUGCCAGCUGUGAGAAAGCCAACUGCAGUAUCUCCUGCCUGAAUGGGGGCACCUGUUUCCACCCGGGCAAGUGCAUCUGCCCUCCUGGAUACAGGGGGAACCACUGCGAGAUCAGCCGCUGCAGCCAGCCCUGUCUGAAUGGUGGAAAGUGUGGCGGCAGGAACAAGUGCAAGUGUGCCAAGGGUUUCCAUGGUGACUUCUGCUCCAAGGCUGCCUGCGAGCCAAGCUGUGGCCCCCAUGGGACCUGCAUAGAACCCAACAGGUGCCAGUGUCGGGAGGGAUGGCACGGACACCAUUGCAACAAGAGGCACCGUGCUGGGAUUCUCCCCUCACUGCGGGCACUGGGACCAAAGGCGAAACGUCAGCCUCCCUUGGCCAAGGAGGUCAGGAUGGGGGAGGACAGUAUCAGCCCCCCAGAGACCAACUAUAUUAUGUGAGCUCAGGGGUGCAGAAACUCAUUCCCGACCCCCUCUGGGAGUAACCCCCCCUUUUCUUUUUAACUAUACUUUACCCCCCCCUCCCCAUUUGUAGAAAGCAUCCAUCAGAUGCUAGUUUGUUUGUCUUAUAGGCCAUUUCUUGAACCCCCCCUCCUCCCACCCCAUUGACGAGCCCAGUAAUUUCUUUCUGUUCUUACUUCCUGUUUACUCGAACUGGCCAAGCGGAAACCCCACCCAGAGCAGGUCCCAUCUGCAGUUUGUGUAGCCAGUGUUAGGGAGUAACCAGUUACAUAAAGCUGCGUUAUGUAAUUAGCUUACAAAAUUAACGCAACUGUAAUGCUUUACAGUUACUGAGAAAAAAUAUGUAAUUAAAUUAUGGUUACAAAUCAAAAUGUUAGUGAUUACAAAAGGGUUACAUCCAAAUAUAUUAUUUUUGUUAAAAAGCUUAGAUGUAUAAUAUAACAUUCUUUUUGUUGCUUUACAUCUUUUCACCGUGCAAAUAUGCCUUUUAGACAACACGGGUCAGCAAAGCUGUUGGGAAUUUUCAGUUUAUUACCCAGUCUAAAACAUUUGUUAAACAGUAUUCAAAAAGUAAUCAAAUGUAAUGAGUUACAUUACUUUGAUGAAGUAAUCAAAAUAGCUACAUUACUUAUUACAUUUUAACAGGGUAGCCAGUCAGCUGUAGCCUGUUACAUUUCAAAAGUAACCUUCCCAACAUUGUGUGUAGCUAUAGCCCGCAGGUUUUAUCCAGCAGCCCACGCCUCGUCUCAUGGGCAAUAAAGGCUUGUUUCCGAAUGACUGUCCUCUGAAAAAGAACAAAAGCCUUUUUGGAGUAUCACCCGUAGGUUCCACGGAGAGGAGUUGGCGUUCUGUGUGGCCUCACCAUUGUGUUAAAACGGCAGCGACCGUGGGGUUUGUGCAACAUUAUCUUUGUAGAAACAGGGGCCGCUGCCAAAUGCUGACUAAACUCUUCUCCCUUCAGUUGCGUUUGCCUGCUCCCGCUAGUUCGAGGAAGUUGUGUGAAUCCAAAACAUUAAUCUGUGUGCAGUGCUGGGUAUUUUUUUUUUAUAAAAUAUAAAUAAGCUUCAUCAGCAGGUGGUUUUUCGAUGUCCUUCAUUAGGAAACUAGGUAUCAGUUUGUUUGUUGUUUAUUUAACUGGUUUCCUUUGUAGCUUGACAUUUUAAAAGCCUCCUUCAGUCUAUGUGCCUUGCAGACUUAAGAAUAUCGGUGUUUAGCUUGGCGCCAAUGGACUUAAGGUGCCAGGAAGAAGAGUCCUAUCUCAUAGUCAGCUCUCCUCGAAUUCUAAACCCCAAAAAGGUAUUCCCAACCCAGUUGUAUAUCCCAGGGAGGGAACACAAUUUACCCAAAAAGGUAUUCCCAACCCAGUUGUAUAUCCCAGGAAGGAAACACGGUUUGACCAAGCAGGAAAAACAACCAUCGUCAGAUUCAUUCACCCGGUCAGCCUGCUUAUCGUUGCAAGAGAGGAUCUCAUCAGAGACAAAUAAAGAAAAUCACAGAAGAAUUAAGACAACGGUGCACCUGAGAGUUAGGAUUUCAGGGAGGAGAGUGGGAAAACAUUAAACUCUAGAUACAAGGGACUAAUACACAAAGCUUUUAAGAAGCGUGACUAAAGUACGUAACACAUCUGAGUAAUGUGUCCUAUUUCCAUCUAGCUGUCUGACACCUGGGUAAUCUAGAUCAUUCUUUCUCAACCUGGUCCUCGGGGACCGCCAGCCGGUCCAUGUCUUUGCCUCCUCUCAGCUCCCCGCCCGGCAGCCCACAUUUUUGGUAACAGGACUUGGGAGGGAGUAAAACGUGGACCAAGGACCGGGAUAAGAAACACUGAUAUAAAUCAUAACUUACCCAGCCACAUACCAGUCUGAUGGUUAUUGCAGUAUUUAAAUAAUAGAAUUAACCAGUGAAUUUUGCAUUUUUGUAAAACCUCUAUGCUAUUAAUAUUUACUCGUAUCUCAUAGUACAACAAAAAAUCUUAAUGACUUUUGGUGCCUUAAAUAAAAAUGUAUUUUAGUCUCAGAGCUCUGAUGAGAAAACUUUGCUAGUCUUAUUAUUUUUCAAAAUAUUCACGUAAAUGUCAUGUGUUAAUAUCAGUGUAAUAAACUGCCUAAUAUAUGUAAACAUA
Molecule: messenger RNA, 3642 nt
Organism: Brienomyrus brachyistius
Lineage: Eukaryota; Metazoa; Chordata; Actinopteri; Osteoglossiformes; Mormyridae
Gene: wif1
Product: wnt inhibitory factor 1
Exons: 10
Coding region: 360-1502 (380 amino acids)
Biological process (GO): anatomical structure development
Cellular component (GO): cell surface; extracellular region
Molecular function (GO): signaling receptor binding
Source: RefSeq, a predicted model, not a curated record